Molecule: messenger RNA, 4643 nt
Organism: Odocoileus virginianus texanus
Lineage: Eukaryota; Metazoa; Chordata; Mammalia; Artiodactyla; Cervidae
Source: RefSeq, a predicted model, not a curated record
AUACAGGAGAUGCCUGGUGAUGGGGUCGGAGGCAGGACCUUAAUGGAUGCCAAGGGGAUAUAUUUUAGUCCUGUUCAAGAUUCAUUCCUUUGGGGCCUGGGAGCAGUAGUCCUUGGAUCUGAAUCCUUCAGUAAGCAGGAUUUCUAGGGUUUCCUUCUGUUGUUAUUUUUUUUUUCCUUCUGUUUUUUUCCUGGAAAACUUUGAUGUAUCAGAUCUAAUGACCUCAGCCCUUGGUAUCUUUGUACCAUUAUGGGUAAAUUUCAUCUCCCAACCCUACCCCCAUUCACUGAAACGUGGCAGAGAGGUAUCGUGAGACAGAAAAAAGGCGAUAAAAUAAAAAAUCAGGGACAGGGGUGAGGGGAAGACGGGUUAGGAGAAUAAGGAUCAGGGCCAGAGGCCAGGUGUGAUUGACUCUGUACUUUUUUGAGUUAAUGUGUAAUGAAUGAGAUGGGGGAGAAAACACUAGAACCAGAAUGACCUUCCUGAGUGCAGAUGAGCAAGCACAGCCCACCCCCAAUAAAACAAAUUCAGAAAGCAGCUGCUGCUCACCCCCCCCUCCCCCCACCCCCAUCAUUGGAGUGCUCUGGCAGGAUAAAGGUUGAAGGUCUCUGGGCAUUCGAUCCCCUUAUCAGUUCCAGGCAGUGGUCAGUCAAUAUGAGUCAGCAGGGGCCAUAACAUCCCUCCGACCAAGGCCCUGGCCCUUGUCCCUGUCCUGAUUAUGAGGGAGGACAGAGAUGCAUUCCCCAGGCCCAAGGCAUUUGGGUGAAAUCAGCUAAAUAGAUAUCACAAGUAUUUGUAUCUUUCAUCCUUUGACCUCUUCCUAAGAGAUGGGAGUGGUGAUGUGAGAGCUAGCAGGGGAGGCGACCAGAGCCUACGAAAUUUUAUUCUAUCUUCAACUAUUCCCCUGUGGAGCACUUAGUGCUUGAAAGAGCGCUCCACUGAUUUGUCCCUGGCUUUGGAGCGGAGCGCAUUUGAGGGCAGGAGCCUAUACUUCUCGAUUUUAUUUGCCAACUCUGCCUAGGGAACCUUUUCACUUUCUUUCUUUCCUAGGGAACCAGGGAAGGAACGAUCAACUUCAGAGGUCAGGUGUUUCAGGGACUACUGCUGGAACUCAGGUUGCAGUCCCUGCUCCUCUACCCCAAACUGUCACACCCAUUCCCCUUCUACACAGCGGACAAGAGGGUGAACUUUAAAAGGUUUGGACCUCCAGGAGGGAGGGUGAGUCCCUUUUCCUACGGAGAGCUGUACCUAUGAGUGGAAUCCAUUUGAGGGUGUCCUGUGUACUGUGAAGGACUGCGAAGAGCAGUCCCCACGGGUUCGCAUGGGUCUGGGUGGGGGCGGGGCCCCUAGGAGAGGUCUGAAUCAGUGUUCGAAAGAAGUAUUCAGUCUUCCCUGGGCCACCUUUCACAGCCUAUAUGUCUCCAGGCUACACAGUGGAGGGAACUUCAGUGACUCAGGCCCCAAGACGCUCCCUCUAGUGUCUUGCUCAUUAAAAGGUUUUCCCCGACCUUGGAGAGGCAGGGCAAUUUAACGCCAUCUAUUUCAGUAGAUCUAAGGACCUAACCAAUCAAGUACAGCCUGUCCCCGCAGUGCCGGGGUUGGAGCUCUCUGGACGUAAGGUCGGCCACUCUUUUGCGUUCUCCUCUUCUAUUGGCCAAUGCUCGGCAGCCAAGCAGCCUUUUCUUUUUCUUUUUCUUUUUUAAAAAUCCAUUGGGCGGAGCCCAAUCAAGGAGGGUUGGGUCUCUGAAAUCUCUUUUGUCGCCCGGUUCCAAGAUGGCGUCCGUGACCACGCUGGGGUUGCAGCGUGAAGCCGCAGUUGUGCCAUCACUCAAGAUGGCUGCCCCCAUCAAGAUGACCGGGGUGUGCCUGGGGGAAAGGGGCAGCAUGAUGGUCUGAGAAGGUAAGGGUUAUUGCCUCAUUGCAAGCCUCGCCAUAGGGCCUAGGGAUGAAGAGUAGAAGGACUAGGAAGCUGGGUAAAGUCUGUGGUGGAGACUAGGAUUAGAGGGUGGGGGAGGUUACGAGGGUGACAGCGGGAUUAAAGAUGAAAUGGGAGUGUGCCUGGGGUUCAAGCCCCCCACCGGUGCCCUCCCCCCUACUUUUCCCGUUCCAGGUCUAGCGUCGGACUAUGUGGAAGUUUCUGGGGCUGGGGAGCCGGAUAAUGGGGAGUGGGGCCCGUGUAGGGUAGAGGGAGCAACAGCGUCCUUUCCCAGGCGAACCCCGGCCCCUCCCUGACCUCUCUGCUGAAAUGGGGAACACACUGGGCCUGGCACCUAUGGGGGCUUUGCCCCGCCGGAGCCCCCGUCGAGAGGAGCCUCUCCCCAACCCUGGGAGCUUUGAUGAGCUGCACCGCCUAUGCAAAGAUGUGUUCCCAGCACAGAUGGAGGGAGUGAAGCUCGUUGUCAACAAGGUUCUGAGCAGCCAUUUCCAGGUGGCUCACACUGUGCACAUGAGCGCUCUGGGUUUGCCCGGCUAUCAUCUUCAUGCGGCCUAUGCAGGGGACUGGCAACUUAGUCCCACUGAGGUGUUCCCCACUGUGGUGGGAGAUAUGGACAGCAGUGGCAGCCUCAACGCCCAGGUCCUGCUCCUCUUGGCAGAGCGGCUCCGAGCCAAGGCUGUCUUUCAGACGCAGCAGGCCAAGUUCCUGACCUGGCAGUUUGAUGGCGAGUAUCGGGGAGAUGACUACACAGCCACUCUGACCCUAGGAAAUCCGGACCUGAUUGGGGAAUCAGUGAUCAUGGUCGCUCACUUCCUGCAGAGCCUCACUCAUCGACUGGUGCUGGGAGGAGAGCUAGUUUAUCACCGGCGGCCAGGCGAAGAGGGGGCCAUCCUGACACUGGCUGGGAAGUACUCGGCCGUACACUGGGUAGCUACGUUGAAUGUGGGAUCAGGUGGGGCCCAUGCAAGUUAUUACCACAGGGCAAAUGAACAGGUUCAGGUUGGAGUGGAGUUUGAAGCAAACACAAGGCUACAAGACACAACCUUCUCCUUUGGUUACCACCUGACUCUGCCCCAGGCCAACAUGGUAUUUAGAGGCUUGGUGGAUAGUAACUGGUGUGUGGGUGCUGUGCUGGAGAAGAAGAUGCCCCCCCUGCCUGUCACCCUUGCCCUCGGAGCCUUCCUUAAUCACUGGCGCAACAGAUUCCACUGUGGCUUUAGCAUCACUGUGGGCUGAGGUCACCCCAGAGCCAGCCCACACAACAGUUGGAGCCUCCGAGUCAGGUGUCCUGGGGCCAGAGCCCUCCAGAGCCCACCUUGCUGGGUGACCUCUGGGUCCCAAGAGCAGAGUGGGGACAGGCCCACACCCUCCUCAGAACUGAAGCUGCCGCAGGGGCAGCUGCUGAGGCAGUGGUUUGAGUCUCCCACCUCUGCCAUCAGUCCAGUAUCAUUUUCCCAUGCUCCUAUGGCUCCGGACUAGGGGAGGAGAAUUAAGGGGUGUAUCUGGCUGAAUUUUCUCUCCUCACUCCCACCUCCUCUAUUUCUCUGUGGAUUAAAGCUCCUAGCCUCUUUCUCUUCAGAGCAGAAAAAUCUGCAUGGGAUUCACUCCCCAUCCUGUGUUCCAUCCCAGAGUUUCCCAAACUGGGAAAAGAAGGACUGAAGGGCUAAAUCUUUGACCUCAGAAAGUGGGGCCCACCUAUUCCCAGAAGGAGCUUCUUUACCUCUUAGCCCUGAGGCUUCCUCCUUCCCCAUCUUCUGUGCUUCCAGAGAACAACUUUGUCCCCACAGCACCCCUCACUCUCCCUAUUACUGCAUGAAGAGGCAGUUACUGCUUUAAUCUGUCUUUGCAACCAGUGGGCUCCCUGUUUACUGUCUGCAAUCUCUGGCCCCAGGAUUCUCCCCUUUCCAGUCCAACGUGUCCAGGUGGGGCUGGGAAAGGAGGUAGAUUGGGCCUCAGCUGCAGAUCUCCUGGAGCAGUGGCAUCAUGGUGGACAGUCCCUGGAUGUUCUGGAUUUGGUACCAAAAUGCAUCGUGAAUGCUUCGGAGAUCAGCCAACAGGCCCAGCAGCUUCGCAUAUAGAAACCUUUGUGGUCACCAGGGAAAGAGGAGAGAAAUAAGGCAGCUAAGAGUCUUGUCCUGAGGCCCUGACUCCCUGAAUUGCCUCUCAGUGAAGCUAGGUCUGAACACCAAGUUCCAAGGGGGCCUCUUUGUGACACUGAUUGCUCUCACCAUGCUGUUUUUCUUGAGCCAGAGGGCCAAGUGAGAAGAAACCCCUGCCUUGGCCAGACCUUCAACUGUGUGGAUCUGGCCUUGUAGAGCAGGUUCUAGAAGGUGGGUAUGUUCUUUGGUAUGAUAACGCACCCCUCUUCUGAUCAAACUGGCACAUUCAGGAAUAAGCAACACAGAAGUGGUGUGUGCCCCAGAGCCUGGUUAGCUCAUGGACUGUGGAACCAGGGACUGGCUUUGACCAUGAAACUGAAUGACCAUAACUUCAAGGGGAAUGGAAAAUUAAAGGAAUUGGACCAAUGGAGAGGAGGGGAAGGGCCGAGAGAGUGAACAAGACUCUUGAUAAGGUUGCUUUAGUCUGGAGAGGUUAGCUUGGUGAGGUGAUAGAUGUCAUCAAUCUCAGGAAUGCUAUUACACAGAGCCUGUGAGCUACCACUUUGCAUCUCUGCUGAAUAAAAAGAUCUGGAAAAAGUGAGAUGAAA